Populus trichocarpa (black cottonwood) is the source of this 6176-nucleotide messenger RNA. Its product is annotated as protein SCAR2. The record is from RefSeq and is a predicted model, not a curated record. NCBI's taxonomy places the organism in Eukaryota, Viridiplantae, Streptophyta, Magnoliopsida, Malpighiales, Salicaceae. Gene Ontology annotation, molecular function: actin binding; protein kinase A regulatory subunit binding; Arp2/3 complex binding. Gene Ontology annotation, cellular component: cytoskeleton. Gene Ontology annotation, biological process: actin cytoskeleton organization; positive regulation of Arp2/3 complex-mediated actin nucleation. The transcript is spliced from 9 exons. The coding region runs from base 234 to 5600 and encodes 1788 amino acids.
CUCGGAAGAAGUCUCUCCACGUCUUUUUCUACAGGGUUCAGACUUCAGACGCAUUCAUUUUCUCUAACAAAAAAAAUAAAAAAUAAAAAAUAAAAUCCCUCUCCUCUCCCUCGGCCUCUUCCUCCUCUUCCUCGAGAAAUGUAAGAGAGCGGAAAAUCAAGCAACAGAGGCAGAUACAGAGUGCAAAAUCAGGGUUUAUUUUGAGCAACUGAUAGCUCGAGAUUAUAGUCAAAAUGCCGUUGACGAGAUACCAGAUAAGGAACGAGUAUAGUUUAGCCGAUCCAGAGCUGUACAAGGCUGCUGAUAAAGAUGAUCCAGAAGCGCUUUUGGAAGGUGUCGCCAUGGCUGGCCUCGUCGGCGUCUUGCGCCAGCUCGGUGACCUCGCCGAGUUCGCUGCUGAGAUAUUUCAUGGACUGCAUGAAGAAGUUAUGACAACUGCAGCAAGAGGCCAUGGGCUGAUGGCUCGGGUACAACAGCUCGAGGCAGAAUUUCCUUCAAUCGAGAAGGCAUUUCUCUCCCAAACUAAUCAUUCACCAUUCUUUUCCAGCUCAGGUGUUGACUGUCAUCCUAAUUUGCAAAUGGAGCAGAAUCUAAUUGCUCGUGGAGACUUACCUCGCUUUGUAAUGGACUCUUAUGAAGAAUGCCGUGGCCCACCACAGUUAUUCCUCUUGGACAAGUUUGAUGUUGCUGGGGCUGGGGCAUGUUUGAUGCGUUAUACUGAUCCAUCAUUCUUUAAAGUUGAAACAGCAUCUUCUGGAAUAGCAACUGUAGAGGUUCAGAGGGAGAAGAAAAUUCGAAAAAAGAAGAAAGGAUCACGGUAUAGAAAUGGAGAAACUCCUGAAGUUGUACAAACAUCACACACCAAAUUGCAUGAGUUGUUGUUACAGGAACAUUUUGAGAAUGGUCAUUCUGACCCUGCACGGCUAGUGAAAUUGAAGAGAAGGCAGAUAAAUGGAUCUCCAUUUGAUCUGAAACCUGGGAAAAGUUACAUGGAGAAAUUUGUGCUCACUCCUUCACCAGAGCGUAAACAAGUUUGUGAAGAUUCUGUCACUCGAUCACCUUUGAAAUUUACGUUGGAUAAUUCUAGUGAAUCAGGCUAUGAAAUACAUGAGGUCAGUGUGGUAAGUCCUGCAAAAAAGUCAUUAAAUGGAGUCGAAAGCACAUCUUCAUCACCCAGUGAACAAGAGGCCAUGCUUAAACCUGUUAAGGAUGAGUUGGAUGGGGAGGCUGUUGAUCGUGGAAUUAUUAAGGUACUUGACCCAAUUGUUGAUCGCGGGAUGGAUGAAUUGCCUCCAACCGUCUAUAAGAUGGCUAUUGAAGAGGAAUUAUUAGUUGAUGCAGAUAUAAAAAGAGAGGGCACUGUAGAUGGGGAUCAUUCUGAUGAUAUGGCAAGUGAAGUGGACAACUACAUGGAUGCCCUUACUACCAUGGAUUCUGAAAUGGAAACAGACAAUGAGUAUAAAGCUAAAAAUGCUCCGGACUUCAUCAAUCUGAGGAUACAAGGUGCAGAUUCUGAUGCAAAUGAGGAGCAGCUGGGUUUUCAAGCUAAUUCUUCAGAUUCUCAAUCUAUUGGAAACUCUUCUCUGUCUGAGGGUGGGAACAGUUUGUUUAAGAAAGGAACUUCUAGCUCUUCUUACUCCGAGACUCUCUACAAUUUGGUUGAGAAUACAGCAUCUGAUGGUGAAGGAUCAGGUAAAUGGUUCCCUUCUGCCACUUCUACUGAAAACCAUGCAACAAAUGUUACUGAUCUGCCAUCAGAUCAUCCACCUGUAUAUGCGGAGACUGGCAUAACCGAAUCUCAUCACCUUGUAACAUUCAAUGAUACAAGGGAAGACAAAAUCCCUGAUCCUGUUGAAGCUUCUUGUAGUUCUUGUCCUACAGAUUCGAAUCCUGUCUUCCUGCAUUCAGUUCCUGUUGCACGUUCCAUGGUAAGCCCCUUGUCAGGACCUGAAUUAGUCGAGGCAUCCUCUGGCAGUACUGAACUUGGCUCCAAAUCACCGCACUGUGAAAGAAAUGGGUUAUACCCGACUGAUUCUUUCAUUGCUUUAACUGACAUCCCUUCACAGAUGGGGCAUGAUGCUUCACUUCCAGAUUCUUCUAAAAGUCAUUCUGUGGAUGUGUUAGAUCAUGAAGAUCCAGACAUGUUAACUGAUGCUGUUGUGCAUGUGUCGAACAUGUCAGAUCUGGCUUCUGAAAAGAAAGUCAGUGAUGAUUCUGUGAAUGAAGUGCUUCUAACAGAUUGUGCAGCUGAACAUUCAACUUUGACACCAGCAGAGGAGCAAUUUCCUCACUCAGCUUUGCCUGUAGUGGAGUUGGAUGCUGGUGUCCCAUCUCUGCCUGAUAAUUCAAAUGUUGUGAAGCCUGAUGGUUUGGUUUCUAAAGCAGAUGAUGAAAUUUUAACGAGGGAAGGGAGCACAGAAAUUUCAACACCAGUGGUGGAUACUUCAGAGUCUGAGUGCAUUAACGAGCAUCAAUUCUCUGAUGUAACAGUAGAUGCUUCACAAGAGGAACUUGACUCAACAAAAUUAAGACUCCCAUGUUCUGAAGAGAAUGUGAAACUUGAAGAAAUUUCUGAGGGUCCAGAUGCUGAGGAAAAGAAUGCUUCCACGAAGAAAGUGGAUAUUACAAGAGGAGAUGCUACUUAUUUCGAACAUGAAUCAUGUAGUUCAGAUAAACCAACUCCUGAAGAUCAUGUAAAUUUGGCUGAUGAUGUAACUGAAACUGUUAAAGCAGAAGAUAUGGCUGUAUCAACUGCUGCUACAAGUGGUGUAGAUGCUGAGGAAAAGAAUGCCUUCACGAAGAAAGUGGAUAUUACAAGAGGAGAUGCUACUUAUUUCGAACAUGAAUCAUGUAGUUCAGAUAAAUCAACUCCUGAAGAUCAUGUAAAUUUGGCUGAUGAUGUAACUGAAACUGUUCAAGCAGAAGAGAUGGCUGUAUCAACUGCUGCUACAAGUGGUGUAGAUGCUGAGGAAAAGAAUGCAUUCACGAAGAAAGUGGAUAUUACAAGAGGAGAUGCUACUUCUUUCGAACAUGAAUCAUGUAGUUCAGAUAAACCAACUCCUGAAGAUCAUGUAAAUUUGGCUGAUGAUGUAACUGAAACUGUUAAAGCAGAAGAUAUGGCUGUAUCAACUGCUGCUACAAGUGGUGUAGAUGCCGAGGAAAAGAAUGCCUUCACGAAGAAAGUGGAUAUUACAAGAGGAGAUGCUACUUCUUUCGAAGAUGAAUCAUGUUCAGAUAAACCAACUCCUGAAGAUCAUGUAAAUUUGGCUGAUGCUGUAACUGAAACUGUUAAAGCAGAAGAUAUGGCUGUAUCAACUGCUGCUACAAGUGGUGUAGAUGCCGAGGAAAAGAAUGCAUUCACGAAGAAAGUGGAUAUUACAAGAGGAGAUGCUACUUCUUUCGAAGAUGAAUCAUGUUCAGAUAAACCAACUCCUGAAGAUCAUGUAAAUUUGGCUGAUGCUGUAACUGAAACUGUUAAAGCAGAAGAUAUGGCUGUAUCAACUGCUGCUACAAGUGGUGUAGAUGCCGAGGAAAAGAAUGCAUUCACAAAGAAAGUGGAUAGUACAAGAGGAGAUGCUGCUUCUUUCGAAGAUGAAUCAUGUUCAGAUAAACCAGCUCCUGAAGAUCAUGUAAAUUUGGCUGAUGAUGUAACUGAAACUGUUAAAGCAGAAGAUAUGGCUGUAUCAAUUGCUGCUACAAGUGGUGUGAACAAUGAAGAUGUCAGCAAUGUGAUCUGUCCGUCUUCAGAGUUAGUUUGUUCACCACCUAGGAAUUCUACGGAGAUGGUAGAAUCUCUUUCAAUCUCCGAGGAUCCAAAUCAGACUACUUUGAACCUUGAUGAGGUAACUUCUGCCAAAUGUCUGUCAGAAUCACAGGUAAAGAUGGAAGUGACUUCUACAGAUUGGGAUUCUAAUUCAUACAAACCAGUUUCUGAAGACUAUCGAAAUCAAGAGGUAAUUGAAGUUCAUAACCCUUCUUCGGAAGUGAGCAACCAGGAGUCUGAAUCUAAAGAUAACCAUCAGAGUCAUUGUGGGGAGGUUGGUGACAAUACUGUUUGUUCGCCUGUCUGUUAUCCACCAGAGUCAGGAAAUGGUUUAGAACAGUCAAUUGAGGUGCAAGCUGAUCAAAUUAGUUCAGAGUCCAUGCAUGCAGACGAUGCAAGUUCUUUGUUGAGUAGUCAAACUUCAUCUGCUGGCUACCUUUUAGGGCCAGGAAUUCCUCUGGAUCACACAUCAGAAUUGCAAUCUGAUCAACUAGACAGGAGAUGCUUGAAGUCAGGCGAAGCAAGUUCUAGAUCAGCAGAUGUUAAGUCAGAACAGAUACAGAAUCUGCAUAACAUAACCGAGGAAAGAUGCCCUGACCCUUCCAGUUUGAAAGAUCUCUCCAGUCAAGAAUUUCUACUGCAAUCAGCCUGUCAGGGACAUAAUGUUACUGAUCAAGCAACAAAUCCAUUUGAUUCUGCUUUUCCCAGCUUUGGUGUACUCCCUGUUCCUGAGACAAGCCAGGUCAAUCCAGAGGCAAUGCCACCAUUGCCACCUCUACCUCCUAUGCAGUGGAGGUUGGGGAAAAUUCAACCUGGUCCACUAGAUGCAGACAGAGACAUGAUGGAUCAUAGUCAACGCACUUCUCAACCAAUUGAAACAUUUAUUCUUGAUCAGAAGGUCCAGUUUGAUUUCCCAGCAUUAGAUAGAGAGAUUGUGCAUCCUUCAAACCCAUUUUUGUCUCUCCCUGUUGAAGACAGUCAGAGGUCUCAACACUUGACAACAGAGUUAAUGGGAAAUUCCUUGCUGCCAACUCGACUCUUGUCAGAAAUGCCAACCAUUGACAAUGAUGCACAAUAUCAACAGGAUGACCUCCUGUCAGACAGAACACAAUCUGUGAACUCAUCUUUGGCUUUAUCAGAAAUGCCUGAUGAGAGGCAUGAGCAUGGUUUCCUUCAACUAGGAGGAGAAUCCACGCAAUUCAGUUCCAAUCCAUUCUCACUAGAGCUGGGCAUAAACGAUACAGCUGCUUUAAAUGAUCCAAUGCUCACACAGGGACUACCAAUCCGUCUGUUUAACCAAUCAGCACCCGAAACAGGAUUGGAGGUGAAAUUUCCCGGACAGAGUUCACAAAAUGCAGAAGGGGAACAAGGGAAUUCUUCUGGUAAAUCUGCAGUACCACUAAAUACAGAAGAAGAGCAGCAUCACCAUGAUUUUGUAACUUCACAUGGACUGCCAAUAUGGCCGCCAACUACAUUAGGUAUGACACCACCAACAUAUGAAGUUGGAAAGACAAAUGGAAAGAAGAUUCCUCGCCCUCGAAAUCCUCUCAUUGAUGCUGUUGCUGCACUUGAUAAAAGCAAGUUGAGAAAGGUGGCUGAACGAGUUCGACCGCAGCUGGGACCCAAGGUAGAAGAAAGAGAUUCACUGCUGGAACAGAUACGAACCAAGUCCUUUAACUUGAAGCCUGCAACCGCGACAAGGCCUAGCAUGCAGGGUGUUCAGGGUCCAAAAACCAACUUGAAGGUUGCUGCCAUCUUAGAAAAAGCAAAUGCAAUUCGCCAGGCAUUGACUGGAAGCGACGAAGAUGACGAUUCAGACAGCUGGAGUGAUUCUUAAUCAAAACUCUUGUCCACAUCAUGUCAAGGUUGCAGGAGAUAUUGCCUCGAGAUUCUUCGGAGAUGUUAUAUCCUCUCCCUUAAAGUAAAUAUCAAACGUCUACAAUUUUUGGUAUUCUUUUGCUCUCUGCACUAUAUCAUGUAUAAUAUACUCUUCCUCCCCCCUCCCGCUCAUGUCUUCAACCCCUACAUAUAUUCAACAAAGAUGUACUUGCCAGUAUGCUGCUCUCUGCAUCCUUAGAAUUCCAGUGUCGAGGUGAAAUGGUUCAAGAUUGACUGUGGGUCAGCGUGUAAGCGCUCUACCCAAAGAAUUGUAUUGUUCUUUCUCUACGUAUAUUAGCAGGUGUAAAUUGUUGGAGUCGCAUAAUUUGUGAUGUGCAAGGAACAUCAUGAAAUUUUGCAACCUUGUAUGUUUUGUCACGAUACGUAGUUUCUGCCAUACAUUGCUGUUUGUUUCUGGCUUAGGAACAAUCCCUUGAUGGUUUGGGUGAUUCUUUACUGUAAUUAUCACUGAAUUGGCACGAUGAUUUUGUCUACUUACGAUUGAAUAUAUUAUAUUGCAGCCAAAAGUUGGAUA